Molecule: messenger RNA, 2190 nt
Organism: Closterium sp. NIES-65
Lineage: Eukaryota; Viridiplantae; Streptophyta; Zygnematophyceae; Desmidiales; Closteriaceae
Source: the annotation of a GenBank genome assembly
AUGCUACCUGCGGGGGGCACAAACCGUUCGCUGCGAAGGCCGCGGUUGAACUUGAGGGCGCCGGGCGUGAGGGCGUUCAAGCAGCUGCUGCAGCGCAUGCAGCAGGCUGUGCUGAGAGACAGCGGGGUGGCCGCGGGGAAGAUGGCCUAUAGCUACGUGCACACAGACAACGGCUUCUCGGCGGCCCUCACGGCAGCGCAGGUGCAGCGCAUGAGGCGGCACCCCUCUGUGGCGUCCGUCACACUCUCUCGCACCAUCACACGCCGCCGCGCCGUCACUGCCGCCGCCGACGGGCACAAGUCUCUCAACCUGCCACAUGCCCGCACUGCUGAUGUUGCCGCUCCCGCUGCUGCUGCUGCCACUUCUGCUGCUGCCACUUCUGCUGCUGCCGCUGCUGCUGCUGCCACUCCGGCUGGAGUGUCGAGUGACGGCGAAGGCACGGUGAUUGGAAUUCUGGACAGCGGCGUGUGGCCGGAGCACCCCUCCUUUGACGACACCGGCUACAGCAGCACGCUCCCUGCCGGGUGGACGGGCACGUGUCCCACUACAAGCGACUUCGCUUGUAACAACAAGAUCAUCGGAGGGGGCAUCUUUCGCGCGGGGCUUGAGAGCGAAUAUGGAGGACACGGCCUACAUGACGACGAGUGGGCCUCCCCGCGCGAUUCUGAUGGCCAUGGCACGUGGUGUGCCGGAGCGGCAGCGGGCAACAGCGGCGUGGAGGUGCCUGGCGGAGGCACCAUCAGUGGCGUGGCUCCCAAGGCACGCCUGGCCAUCUACAGGGUCUACUGGGAUCUAGGCUCUGGCGAGUCGAUUACUACCGACGCAGAUGUAUUUGCAGCCGUUGAUCAGGCCGUGGCGGACGGUGUGGAUGUGCUCACGUUGUCCCUGGACAACACGAACAGAAACUUGGACGAGGAUGAUUGGCACAACGAGAAGUGGACCUACUUUGACGACGUGCCUUUCAUCGGCGCUCUUGCGGUGGGUGUGAGGGGCGUGCGCGCCUCUAAACUCCUUGCACCGAGGCCUGCCCUUCACCCUUUCACCACCUCCUCUUGCCUGUGUUUCCCUCUCACCCUCCUUCAAGCCGGAGCCGGAGUGACUGUGGCCUUAGCAGUGGGCGAUGACGGGAGGCCCUAUUACCGUUACCUGUACCAUUCCCACCCUGCCAUUGACAACUUUGCACCCUACUAUAUCAGCGUGGGGGCAAGUACCGUGCCUCAGGCCUCUCUCACUUCAACGUCAACAACAACUGCAGCAGAAGCGGGAUCUCCAGCAAACAUCACAGACCUAGCAGCAUCAACACAACAAGGAACCCGACUCCCUGCCACCAUCUCCCCUGCAGCCACCGCCCUCCCCAUUGUUCCUGAAUGGUCCUCCACCGGCCCUGUUGCCGUGCGGAGCUGUACCGUCUGCCGUCCGAAGAAGCCCCGCCCCUCCAACAUCAUCCUCAAGCCCGACAUCAUCGCCCCUGGAGUCAAUAUCCUUGCAUCUGCGCCCGGGACAGCCGUCGGUGAGACGGGAUCGUUUUCAGUUUACUACAAUGAAACGUCUGUCGCCGCGGCGCAUGUUGCCGGUGUUGCCGCUCUCAUCAUCCAGCAGCAUCCUGAUUGGACGCCUGCGCAGAUCAUGUCUGCAAUGAUGACGACGGCAAGCAGCACUGACAGCAGCAACAGAGUGAUUCGGAAUGUUUACGGCAAGCCGGCAACGCCGUGGCAGAUGGGAGCGGGGCAUGUGUUUCCCGCUAGGGCGCUUGACCCUGGGCUGACCUACGAUGCUGGGGAGCAAGAUUUUUGCAACUUUCUUGCUGGAUUGAAUGUUACGAUGGCCCGAGAGACAUUCGGGCAGGUGAGACUGAAACCUGUUGCAGCCAGAUACCUAAACCGGCCUUCUAUCUCGCUGGUCAACCUAGUUAAUAAAAUCACCACCAGGCGGACUGUGACGAGCGUCUCAGACACCACGUCGACCUACAGGGUGAGGAUCAAGGCCCCCAAGGCAGUGAGCAUCAGAGUGGUGCCAUCACAGUUUACCAUAGCGCCGGGGCAACGGGUCAGUUUCAAAGUGAAGGCUGUGGUGAAGAGGAAAUUCUGGAAUUUCAAGUACGGUAGCGUUACGUGGAAGGAUGACAAGGGGCAUUCUGUGCGCUCAGUUCUUGUUCUCCAUUGCAAACCUACUUGCGUGUACUUUUGCUAA